This is a messenger RNA of Piliocolobus tephrosceles (Ugandan red Colobus), 2998 nucleotides long. RefSeq names its product anoctamin 7 (gene ANO7). The transcript has 24 exons. Gene Ontology annotation, biological process: chloride transmembrane transport; calcium activated phospholipid scrambling. NCBI's taxonomy places the organism in Eukaryota, Metazoa, Chordata, Mammalia, Primates, Cercopithecidae. Gene Ontology annotation, molecular function: chloride channel activity; protein dimerization activity. Gene Ontology annotation, cellular component: plasma membrane. The record is from RefSeq and is a predicted model, not a curated record. Bases 8 to 2599 code for a protein of 863 amino acids.
AAGCAGGAUGCUGCGGCGGCGGGCCCAGGAAGAGGACAGCACCGUCCUGAUCGAUGUGAGCCCCACUGAGGCAGAGAAGAGGGGCCCUUACGGGAGCACAGCCCACACCUCGGAGCCAGGUGGACAGCAGGCGGCCGCCUGCAGAGCUGGAGCUGGGAGCCCCGCCAAGCCCCGGAUUGCAGACUUUGUCCUUGUUUGGGAGGAGGACCUGAAACUAGACUGGCAGCAGAACAGUGCCUCCCGGGACAGAACAGACACGCACAGGAUCUGGCGGGAGACUUUUCUGGAUAAUCUUCGUGCGGCUGGGCUGCGUGUAGACCAGCCUGCCGUCCAGGACGGGAACACCACAGUGCGCUACGCCCUCCUCAGCGCCUCCUGGGCUGUGCUCUGCUACUACGCCGAAGACCUGCGCCUGAAGCUGCCCCUGCAGGAGUUACCCAACCAGGCCUCCAACUGGUCGGCCGAGCUGCUGGCGUGGCUGGGCAUCCCCAAUGUCCUGCUGGAGGUUGUGCCAGACGUGCCCCCCGAGUACUACUCCUGCCAGUUCAGAGUGAACAAGCUGCCACGCUUCCUCGGGAGUGACAACCAGGACACCUUCUUCACAAGCACCAAGAGGCACCAAAUUCUGUUUGAGAUCCUGGCCAAGACCCCGUAUGGCCACGAGAAGAAAAACCUGCUUGGGAUCCACCAGCUGCUGGCAGAGGGUGUCCUCAGUGCUGCCUUCCCCCUGCACGAUGGCCCCUUCAAGACGCCCCCAGAGGGCCCACAGGCUCCGCACCUCAACCAGCGCCAAGUCCUUUUCCAGCACUGGGCACGCUGGGGCAAGUGGAACAAGUACCAGCCCCUGGACCACGUGCGCAGGUACUUCGGAGAGAAGGUGGCCCUCUACUUCGCCUGGCUCGGGUUUUACACAGGCUGGCUCCUGCCAGCAGCGGUGGUGGGCACACUGGUGUUCCUGGUGGGCUGCUUCCUGGUGUUCUCAGAUAUACCCACGCAGGAACUGUGUGGCAGCAAGGACAGCUUUGAGAUGUGCCCACUUUGCCUCGAUUGCCCUUUCUGGCUGCUCUCUAGCGCCUGUGCCCUGGCCCAGGCCGGCCGGCUGUUCGACCACGGCGGCACCGUCUUCUUCAGCUUGUUCAUGGCACUGUGGGCCGUGCUGCUCCUGGAGUACUGGAAGCGGAAGAGCGCCACGCUGGCCUACCGCUGGGACUGCUCUGACUACGAGGACAUCGAGGAGAGGCCUCGGCCCCAGUUUGCCGCCUCAGCCCCCACGACAGCCCCGAACCCCAUCACGGGUGAGGACGAGCCUUACUUCCCCGAGAGGAGCCGCGCGCGCCGCAUGCUGGCCGGCUCGGUGGUGAUCGUCAUGAUGGUGGCCGUAGUGGUCAUGUGCCUUGUGUCUAUCAUCCUGUACCGCGCCAUCAUGGCCAUCGUGGUGUCCAGGUCGGGCAACACCCUCCUCGCAGCCUGGGCCUCUCGCAUCGCCAGCCUCACAGGGUCUGUAGUGAACCUCAUCUUCAUCCUCAUCCUCUCCAAGAUCUAUGUGUCCCUGGCCCACGUCCUGACACGAUGGGAAAUGCACCGCACCCAGACCAAGUUCGAGGACGCCUUCACCCUCAAGGUGUUCAUCUUCCAGUUCGUCAACUUCUACUCCUCACCCAUCUACAUUGCCUUCUUCAAAGGCAGGUUUGUGGGAUACCCAGGCAACUACCACACCUUGUUUGGAGUCCGCAACGAGGAGUGCGCGGCUGGAGGCUGCCUCAUCGAGCUGGCACAGGAGCUCCUGGUCAUCAUGGUGGGCAAGCAGGUCAUCAACAACAUGCAGGAGGUCCUCAUCCCGAAGCUAAAGGGCUGGUGGCAGAAGUUCCGGCUUCGCUCCAAGAAGACGAAGGCGGGAGCUUCUCCAGGGGCUAGCCAGAGGCCCUGGGAGGCCGACUAUGAGCUUGUGCCCUGUGAGGGUCUGUUCGACGAGUACCUGGAAAUGGUGCUGCAGUUCGGCUUCGUCACCAUCUUCGUGGCCGCCUGUCCGCUCGCGCCGCUCUUCGCUCUGCUCAACAACUGGGUGGAGAUCCGCCUGGACGCGCGCAAGUUCGUGACGGAGCGGAGGCUGCCCCGCACUGACCCCUCCGGCGCCCAGGCCUUCCUCCUGGCCUUCUCGUCCGACUUCCUGCCGCGCGCCUACUACCGGUGGACCCGCGCCCACGACCUGCGCGGCUUCGUCAACUUCACGCUGGCUCGCUCCCCGCCCUCGUUCGCCGCGGCGCACAACCGCACGUGCAGGUAUCGGGCUUUCCGGGGUGAUGAUGGACAUUAUUCCCAGACCUACUGGAAUCUUCUUGCCAUCCGCCUGGCCUUUGUCAUUGUGUUUGAGCAUGUGGUUUUCUCCAUUGGCCGGCUCCUGGACCUCCUGGUGCCAGACAUGCCAGAGUCUGUGGAGAUCAAAGUGAAGCGGGAGUACUACCUGGCUAAGCAGGCGCUGGCCGAGAAUGAGGCUCUUUUUGGAACAAACGGAGCAAAGGAUGAGCAGCCCCAGGGCUCAGAGCUCAGCCCCCACUGGACACCCUUCAGGGUUCCCAAAGCCAGCCAGCUGCGGCAGUGACGCCUGGAGGGACAUCUGGUGGCCCUUAGGGGAGCGGCCCCUGCUGAGCCCUGUGAGCCGUGUCGUUUUCCUCUUCCCUCAGGCAAUGGCUGUGUGAACCGCUGGCUGCUGUCGUGCCGUCAUCUCUGGGCACAUUGCCUGCUUCCCCCCAGCGCCGGCUUCUCCUCAGAGCACCUGUCACUCCAUCCCCAGCAGGGAGGGACUGUCAGCUCACAAGGACCUCUUUGUUUCCCAUUCCCAGACAUAAGCCCAAGGGGCCCCUGCACCCAAGGCUCCCCUGUCCCUCGGUGGCCUCCCCAGACCCCUGGACACAACAGUUCUCAUCAGGCCGGUGGGCUUUGUGGUCCUCACCGCCCCUGGCAGCAUCACCCUCUCCUCUUACACCUGCUGACCCUCGAA